Messenger RNA from Linum tenue, 344 nucleotides. The record is from the annotation of a GenBank genome assembly. NCBI's taxonomy places the organism in Eukaryota, Viridiplantae, Streptophyta, Magnoliopsida, Malpighiales, Linaceae.
AGGGUGGGCAUGAUUUGGUGUGUUGCACACCAGUCACUUUAACCUUAUUGUUUAAGUAGAGAAGGAAGAUUCAUGUCCUUGAUCACCAAUUGGUGCUUCAUUGCCUUACAACAAGGAACUUUUGCUUUGUCAGUACAAGUGAUCAGUGAUCUUGUUCCUAGACAUUCUCUUUGAUUUUCGAUGGGCAGGAGAAAACAAGUUUUGGGUAUGAGUACCAAAGAGACUCGUUGAGAAGAAGAGAAUAAUGACAUGAAGGGUUGAAGGAGAUGAUGGUCUUGUAUCAGUUCUAUUUCCCUAGGUACUUGUCUCCUCUAGCAAAUCAUUGGAAAUGAGGUAGGAGAGCU